Molecule: messenger RNA, 1879 nt
Organism: Toxotes jaculatrix (banded archerfish)
Lineage: Eukaryota; Metazoa; Chordata; Actinopteri; Toxotidae
Gene: mthfs
Product: 5,10-methenyltetrahydrofolate synthetase (5-formyltetrahydrofolate cyclo-ligase)
Exons: 3
Coding region: 189-791 (200 amino acids)
Biological process (GO): folic acid-containing compound biosynthetic process; tetrahydrofolate interconversion
Cellular component (GO): mitochondrion
Molecular function (GO): 5-formyltetrahydrofolate cyclo-ligase activity
Source: RefSeq, a predicted model, not a curated record
AAUGAAUGCAUGUGAUGUUCUACAUGUUAAUGUUUAACUUCUGGAAAGCUGCAUAAAGCAAAACGCUAUGUCGAAAUCGCCGCUUCCACAGCAUUAACAAACAGCACGUACACAGAGUACACUUCACACAGCUGUUUGUUAGAUGGUCUUUCUUUUGCUUAGCUCAGUUUGAAGUUAGCAAAGCCAGAAUGGCUGCCCUGCGAGCAGCAAAGCAAGCUCUGAGGAAAGAGAUAAAGCGACGGGUUGCAGCGCUAAGUGACGAGGAGAAACAACGACAGUCUCUGGUUGUUUCACAGAAGCUGUUCAAACACCCCAAGUAUGUGUCCUGUAAGCGGAUUGCAGUGUUUCUCAGCAUGGAUGAUGAAGUACGCACUGAGGAAAUCAUCAAAGACGUGUUUAAGUGGGGUAAAAGCUGCUUCAUCCCCAGAUAUAAGAGCAACAGCAGCCAUAUGGACAUGUUGCAGCUCAGCAGUCUUCAGGACAUGGACAGGCUGCCUCUGACAUCCUGGAACAUCCGACAGCCCGCUGAAGACGACGACAGCAGAGAGGAAGCACUGGCUGCAGGAGGUGUGGACCUGAUCUUGAUGCCAGGCCUGGGUUUUGACCAGCUGGGGAGGCGUCUGGGACGAGGAAAAGGAUUCUAUGACACCUACUUGGAGCGCUGCAUCAGACACCCUAAAGGAAAGCCCUACACCAUCGCCUUGGCCUUCAAAGAGCAGCUGUGUCAGGAAAUCCCUGUCGAUGACAACGAUGUCCUCAUCGAUGAAGUCCUGUAUGAGGAUGAGCAGUAGUGAUCGUGGUCCGUGAACUCAGAACGUCCUAUAUUUGCAUGCCAAAGUCAGCUAAUGGUUUAUAACCUGGCACUUCCAUUUAAUACCAAUACACACUUUUUCCACUGCAGACAUUUUGAUUUGUCACAGCAGGAAUAUCCCAGGUGGAACUAAUGAGACCAGGGAUGGUCCUUAAUUAAUUCCACCUGUGGUUUACCUACAGUGACCUGUCAGAAUAUCAUCUGCUAUGGACUAAUACAGGCUGAGCUCCUGAUUCAGUGUCUGUAUUGAUACGUGUGUUUAAGGUACUGAAAUCUGAUAUUGUGUGUCAGUAUUCAUGAAAAGCUUUUAAAAAGCAGGUUUUUUUAAACAACUAAAUACUUAUUAAUUAUUAUAUUAGCUACAAGCAUUAAUGGACAAUGAAAUGAAGCACAAAUAAAGUUGCACUGGGAUAUGUACCGUGUUUAAUCUAUAUCUUAACAGCUGAUGGACUGCGAUUGCCUUUAUAUAAAUAAUCUGAUCUACUGCUCUCACACUGUUGAACAUGUUUCCUCCACACGUUAACACAGUGCUGAUUCCAUUUGCCUCGUUUGUGCAAGAAGAUGUUGGUGACCCCAAAGGAGAUCGACAGUGUUAUUACUAGUCGGCAAAUUGGAUCCGGCCACCUGUUAUUACAUGACUGAAGCUCCAUAAAUCACCUGAUGAAAACUGAGCCACUGAAAUAAGAUUUGUUCCUUUAGUGAAAUACUUAAGUCUCCCUACACUCAAAAAUGUGUUUUGUUACAUCAGUGGGAAGCUUGUCCUUCUCUGUGCUGACUGAUGAGUUUGACACUCGAAGGCUGUUUUCACACUUUCUAACAUGUUCGUGCAAGAUUAUUUCGUAACAUAGCAUCCAGUUGGGAUGUGAAAAACUGAAGCUGCCAGUGCACUAACACUGAGAAUCAACUAUUUAGUCAAGUAAGAAACAUCAUGGUCCAACAGUUAAACAUUUGAGGUUAAUAAUAUUUGCAUAUUCAUAGACUGGAUUUAGAGUAGAUGCAGUUUUAAGAAUUUUCAGCAAUGUAAUUGAACUGUUGUGUGGAAAAUUACAAAUCAGACACAAAUUAUUA